Molecule: messenger RNA, 4365 nt
Organism: Pyricularia grisea
Lineage: Eukaryota; Fungi; Ascomycota; Sordariomycetes; Magnaporthales; Pyriculariaceae
Exons: 5
Coding region: 1-4365 (1454 amino acids)
Source: RefSeq, a predicted model, not a curated record
AUGGCUCUCAGAUGGGAUUUGCUUUGGCGCCUACGGGGACUUGACAUUUCUAAAGGGAAAAUAGAUGUUGGCACUGGCGACUAUGCCCUCUUCCCUUCCAAAAGAACAAAGUCGUGGCAGCGCAGAGGUUGGUUAAAUGACGACAGCUCCUCAUGGCUGCCUCUCCUUCGGUGCCUCUUCGAUGCCUGUCCCCCGAAUUCUUACUCCACCGCUGUACAAAACGCAGUUUUUGCUUGUCAACACUCGGUUCUGGAUGGAAAUGAAGUUGUGCAGCGGGAUAAAGAUCUUCUUCCGAGGGAAGUAGACCCUAGCUUCCCCGAUGGACACCCUGUUCAUGAGGCGCCUGAUGGUACUCUAGUGCUCCCACCGCCCGACAUCAAUCUAGUAAGGGGGCCGGAAGAUCGACUUACCACGGACCCCCGCGCAACCGCCAAGUUUGCCGGGUCUCGUUUUGGCGGCAAAGAAGGUGCUUUAUAUGGUCCGGGAUCAGGCGGACUUGGCACACCCGGUACUGGUAACGGAGUUCCCCCUGUCCAGGGCCCUUGGGCGACGACAUUUCCUGGACUCAACGGUCCAAUUGUAGUAGGGACACCCGGCACACUGCCUGUCGAAGGAAAUACUCCUCAACCAUCACCACCUGCAGCCCCGAGCACAGGAUUUCCAGGGGAAGGCUAUGAUGGUGAGGAACCGUCUGGAGAAAAUCCAACAGACCCAAACAAGCCGAACGGGGCGGGUGCAUCACCCAAUAUUGUACCUCCUCCGGUUCAGUCAGCUAUACCUAUUCCGCCCAUCCCAGCUUCUCCUGGUGAAGUCGUCGACCCAGAGGACUGCGAAACCCAAUCGAAUUUGCCAGUCUUGGGCCGACCGACUGACCUUCCCAUCGCCAACCCGACUCCUGUGAAUCCUCUACCUGUCAUCUCAACUAUUGUUGUCCCACCAACUACGGUACUUUCUACAGUGAUUGUUGUCUCGACAGUGGCAACCACCAUGACGGAAACUAUUUCGGUCCCCUCGCCAGUCAUGACUACAGUCACGGUGGCGACGCCUUCGCCAGUGCCCACUACCAUAACAGUGACUACUCCAAGACCUGAAUGGACCACAGUCACCGUGCCUUCACCCUUCCCGGUUACAAGAAUAUCGACGGUUGUCGUGGCCUCGCCAUCUCCCGUUCCCGUACCUUCGCCGGUAACGGUUGAUCGCCCUGUGUAUGUGACACAGUUCAUCCCACAGCCAGCACCUGAGCUUGUUACCGUCUUUGCUGCGCCACAACCACCCACGAUCGUCAACCAGCCAUCUGUGAUUACUGUUCUAGCACCUCAGCCAGCAGUACAGACAAUGGCACUACAAACAAUAACCGUCAUGGCUGCGGUUCCGGUUCCCUCUGCCGGUGCCGGACAGGCUUACAAUGGAGGCUUCAACCCCUUUGUCAACAUUCCCAGUCCCGGGAUUUCUUGGGCGCCUGGUAGCCAAGCAGGCUCCUUUCCGCUGGGAAACAGUGUCGGCGGUAUUCCGGCUGUGGGUCAGCUUCCUGGAUCCGCGCCCGUUUCGAAUAGCGGCCAGGGCGGUGCCGUAGUGCCUGGAAACCUGGGCAACGGCCAGGGACAUGGCCCUGAAAACGGUGUCGUCGGAAAUAGCUCCCCCGGAGCCGCUGGGCUAUCGAACAAUGGUAGCCCACCCCCAAGCAUCGGUGUCGGCAAUAACCAGCCUAACAUACCCAGGGCCGGCGACUCGCCAAAUAAUGUUCCCGGUAUCAUUGGUUCCCCGAGUGGUGCGGCCGCUGGGAACGUCCACCCCGGUGCCCCCGGAUCAUCCGCAAGCAAUGGUCCUCUGGCCGGUGUCGGCGUUGGUGGCAGUUCCAAUGGACAGCUGGUAAAUGCUCCCAUCCUAGGUGGGGCUAGCAACGGCCUAGGGGGAGUCUUGGGCACCCCAAGCAGCAACGGUGGUUCUGUUGUAGGGAACACACAUGGCAGCACUGGUCCUCUCGUCGGUGUCGGUGUUGGAGAAAGCGCUCACGGGCAGCUGGUAGAUGCUACUAUACUCGGCGGGGCGAGCAACGGUCUUGGGGGCAUCCUAGGUACGCCGAGAAACAGUGGCAGUUCAACUGGAGGGAAUACACCUGGCACCUCUGGCCCUCUCGUGGGCGUCGGAGUUGGAGAAAGCUCCCAUGGACAGCUGGUAGAUGCUACCAUACUUGGCGGUGCGAACAAUCAUGGCGUGGGCGGCAGCAGCAGCAAUGGGAUACUGGACGUCAGCGUCGGCCCCUUGGCAGAUAUCAGUGUGGGUAGCGGAGGCCUCGGCGGCCUGCUUGGCACAGGUUCACCAAGCCCCUUGGGCACUGGCAACCAGGCCUCACUUCUGAACGUUGAUGUCCUUCCCGGCGCUGGUAGUGGCCUGGUGGGAGGGAGCAGGACCGCUGGUCGGUCCAUCACCAGUCAAGAUAUGCCGGCAGGACUGCUCCUUGCUUACGGCGACCUUAGCUUGUCUUCGCGUUCGACAAGCACCAAGCCAGGUCUUGUUAGUCCCCCUGACCAAAACUUUCCUGGAGUUCCGCAUACUCCCAAUGAUGCGACAGGGAUUAUCUCCUCGACCGUGUUCAAGACAACCACAUCGUCUUCAACACUUACAGUCCCUCGCGAACAUCCUCCGAAAGACGAGGUCAACUCAAGAACGACACCACAUGUGCCUUGGGUUACUGUUGUAACCACGCCACCUAACUCACCGCCUGGAACCUCGUUUUCCCCAAGUGUGCCAAACGCGCCCUCAGAACCCAUAGUUCCGCAGACGCCGAACGCACCUGGGUCUCCAAACCUCCCGCCAAGCACACCGGGUAUUCCCGUCGGUCCAAAUUUCCCAGGCACCCCCAAUGUUCCCAACACCCCAGUCGUACCAGGAACGUGGAACACUCCAAAAAGUCCAAGUCCUCCCGGUACCCCAGGAAUCCCCAAUACGCCUGUGGUUCCAGGGACAUGGAAUACACCAGGAGUCCCAAGCUCGCCCCGUCCUCCAGGGAUCCCCGACACACCUAACCCGCCAAACACUCCUUUCACGCCAAAUGGAGCAGAAUUUUGGAGUGGCUUCUCUCAACAGGCGCCAGGGCAGACAGUCCGUGUUUGGACACCUAGCGGCAGCAUUAUCUCAACCCCAGGAACCAGCUCCGUACCAUCCACGCCAAACAGGCCUGUACCUUCAGGCCCGGGAACUACUGGGACGGGUUCUACCACUUUCACUCCGCCAAGCCCAGGCGCACCACCACCAGCUAAUGUUCAGAGCUCCCCACCGCCAGCAGGAGAGCUGUCAACGCAGUCAACUCCAGGUUUGAUGAUUAGCCAGCCUCUACCGUGGCCACAGACUUGGACCCGACCACCAGGAAGUUCGAUCAACUCAAGGUCGACUUUCACCAGACAAGAACCUCCGCCUGAAAGUCCUCCAGAUGAUGUGCCUCCUAGCAGCCCGCCGCCGCAGAUGCCACCUCCGGCAAUGCCUCCUGUAGAGCAGUCUAACGUGUUCACAAUGCUGACCACGCCCACUCAAGGGACACCUUCUGUGGAAACGCCUCCUGCUUUGCCCCCUUUGCCUGAUACCCCACCUGGCCAGCCUCCUGCUGAAGUCUCACCUCCUCCUGACAGUCCUCCUGAUGUAGAGCCCCCGUCCCCGCCUAUCACUCAACUUACCACACCGACCAUAGGGCCAGAUAUACUUACGGUCUCCGUCAGCACGGAAACUUCACCUCAAGCAACCCCUCCCACAACUGGCCCGACACCUACAGGAGCUGCGAUCAGCGCACAUCUUCCAAUAAUAUCCACGAUUACUCCAAUCACUCCUUCGCAGCCGCCAGGAGUGCCAACAGGUUCCUUGCCAACGCCGACUCCCGAAGAAACAGGCGCACCACGUCCACCAGGAGUGAUUGAUGGUCCCCCAGAUGUCUCGCAGCCGCCUGUGCCUCCUGCAGAUGCUCCCCCGUCUGAUGGACUUACGCCGCCGGGUGGGAGUCAGCCCUUGUUCAUCUCGACCAUUGCAAGAACUACGACAUUCACACCACCGGGUCAAACCUCGCCGGUCUUGUCAAUCACAGAGAUUACCAUGACCUUCAGUGGAAGCAAUGCCACGCCAGGUCCAAGUGUAAACCUGCCACCUGGGAUCCCACAGCCGACACAGGUGAAUGGAUCUUUAUCCGAGCGCCCAGGAGGCGGGACGACCUUGACAUCGAUCUUUAGACCCAACAGCACAAUUACACAAACUGAGACGGGGACGGGGACUCCCCCGCUGGAUCAGCCGCCGCAGUUCACCGGAGAUGCUGCAAGGAAGCGCUCGUUCGGAAUGGUUAUCAUCACAGCACUGGCUUUGCUUGUCUAUUUUGGCAUUUGA